Molecule: messenger RNA, 1464 nt
Organism: Microthlaspi erraticum
Lineage: Eukaryota; Viridiplantae; Streptophyta; Magnoliopsida; Brassicales; Brassicaceae
Source: the annotation of a GenBank genome assembly
AUGGUUUCAGAUUCGGAGCCGGAGUCGAAGCUCUUAUUACUCCUUUCUCAACUAACCGAUCUCGAGGAAGAUACGUCUUCAGACUCAGAGUUCAAAUCAGUCAUUAGAGGGAUUUACUCUCUCAUCAACUCUAUGGAUUUGGAUUCGCAACCGAAGCCGGAGUCGGAGCUCAUAUCACUCAUUAAACAAACAAUCUCUCUUGUCAGAUCAAUACCGGAUACGGAACCGGAGUCAGAGCUCAAAUCACUCUUGACCGAACUGACCUCUCUCUUAAGCUCUAUAGAUUCCGAUCAUGAGCCAGGCCCGGAGCUCAUGUUACUCUAUACUCAAGCAUUCAAUUAUCUCCCUUCUUUGGCUCCAGGUUCGGAGCUGAUAACCUGCUUAGGGAGAUUAAUCGUUCUCGUUGAAGCUCCGGAGGAGAAGCUGGAGCCUCUUAUUUCCAUGGAUUCAGAGUUGGAGCCGGAAUCGAAGCUCAUAUCACUUGUUUCUCAACUUCUCUUUGUGCAAUGGGGGCAAGAUCUGUUAUCGCUCUCCAACCAAGUAAUCUCUCUCCUCAGUUCUCUGGAUUUGGAUUCACAGCCGAAGCCGGAGUCGAGGCUCAUGUCACUCAUUACUCAAACUCUCUUUUUCAACUCUAUGGAUCUGGAUUCGGAUGAGCCACUGUCGAGCUCAUAUCACUCAUUAUCUCAAACAUCCAACUUAUUUGGAAUGGAGACCUUUCACUCGUUAAUGAGCAUACUGGAUCUCGAGCCGGAGCCGGAGCUCAUGUCACUCAUCCAUCAAAUAUCUCCCUCGCCAUGUCUAUGGAUUCAAAGUGGCAGAAGCUUAUUUCCUUAUGCCCUCAAAUUCAAUCUCCUUUCUAUAUAUGUCUCCUUUGUGACUUUGUGGUCCAUCAAAGCUGUCUCAGCUUGCCAUCGUCAUACCGGAUAUCUCGCCAUCCCCAUCGAAUCUCUUUUACUCCUUCUUUUGACCAAGGAAAUUGGUCUUGUGGUGUUUGUCGCAGAGAGAUCAACAAUGACUACGGAGGUUAUUCUUGCAUCAAGGAUGGUAUUGUUCGUACGCGGCUCAUUCAAGAUGUGCCACACAAAGCAAUGUGUGGGAUGUCAUGAACAUCAUCUCAAACUUGAUGAGAAUGAAGACAGAGAUUACGAUGAGAAUAAGCAGUGUCAAGCAUGCAUCGCCAUCUAUUUCGGCAACUACUACUCGUGUAUUCAAUGUGAGUUCAUACUACACGAAACGUGUGCAAAUCUUUCUCGCAGAAUGCAUCACCCCAUACAUCCACAUCUGCUUACUCUAGUGACAGGAUAUGACCGUUUUAUAAGAGUUAAGUCUGGUGAUACGAUCUAUGAGACUUCAUGUUCAGCUUGUCCUUGGUUGUGCACAUCUGGUUUCUUCUAUGAGUGCGGUGAAGAAGGGUGUAAUUUAAGGUACAUGUGCAGUGUGCCACAAUUUCUGAGCCAUUAG